This is a messenger RNA of Ipomoea nil (Japanese morning glory), 3402 nucleotides long. RefSeq lists its product as uncharacterized. NCBI's taxonomy places the organism in Eukaryota, Viridiplantae, Streptophyta, Magnoliopsida, Solanales, Convolvulaceae. The record is from RefSeq and is a predicted model, not a curated record. The transcript is spliced from 8 exons. Gene Ontology annotation, biological process: DNA repair; telomere maintenance. Gene Ontology annotation, molecular function: DNA helicase activity. The coding region runs from base 1 to 3402 and encodes 1133 amino acids.
AUGUUUUCGUUCUGCUGCAACAAUGGGAAGAUUAAGUUGCCGGCGAUUACGUUGCCACCAAAAAGUAUAUAUGAUCUAUUUUUCGGCAAUGAUGAAUUAUCAAUAAAACUUCUCCAAAACAUCAUAACCUACAACAACAUGUUCUGCUUCACAUCAAUAGGCGGUAAAAUAGACACGAGCGUGAACAAGGGCGGCAGACCACCUGUUUUCCGAUUAAGUGGACAAAACUAUCAUCUAAUAGGCAGUCUCCUUCCAGAAGAAGGCAAACCACCAAAUUUUGCCCAGUUGUACAUAUACGACACGGCAAAUGAAAAGAACAACCGUAUAAAUGCUGUCAGGGGUAGUGGUGAGCAAGAUGACAUUCAUGUAGAAAUAGUGAAUGUCAUUCAGAGGGAGCUAGAUAAGAAUAAUGUUUUGGUUAAGUCAUUUCGGAUGGCUAUGUCUGAGCUUGAUAGUAAUCCAUGCGCUGAAGUGAAAAUAAAGUUGUUGGGAAAACGCACUAAAGAUGCAAGGACAUACAAUCUACCGCAAGUGUCUGAAGUAGCAGCUUUAAUAGUUGGAGAUCUUGAUACCAGUAUUGGUGAGCGUGAUAUUGUGGUUCAAGCUAAGGGUGGGCAAUUGCAGAGAAUCAGUGAAUUAAAUCCUUCAUACCUACCACUGCAAUACCCAUUGUUGUUUCCAUAUGGUGAAGAUGGUUAUCGGGAAGACAUUGCAUUCUCGAACGUACUCGGCAGCCAUUCUGCUGGUGGUAGACAUAGGAUUAGCUCCAGGGAGUUUUUUUGCUAUCGCAUACAGUCUAGAAAUUAUGUUCAGAGUACCAUUCUAUUUGCAAAGCGGUUGUUCCAACAGUUCGUUGUCGAUGGAUACACAAUGGUUGAGUCAGGAAGACUCAUUUAUAUUAGGACACACCGAAAAAGCCUAAGGUGUGAAACAUAUAGUGGGUUGACCGACACUUUAACAAGGGGUGAAGUAACCCCGGAGCACAAGAUGAAGUUGGAUUCCUUGAUAGCUGAUUGUCGAAAGAAUAAACUUUUUGGCUCUGUAGCUGGAGUUAUAUAUACAAUUGAGUUCCAAAAGCGAGGUCUUCCGCAUGCUCAUAUAUUGCUUUUUUUGGAGAAAAAUAAAGAAGUUAGUCAAGUGGUUACUCUAAACAAAAUCAUUUUCACUGAGAUACCAGAUGAAAAUACAGAUGUAGAAUAUUACAACGCUGUAGAGGAAUUUAUGAUGCAUGGUCCAUGUGGAAAAGCAAGGAGCAAUUCUCCAUGUAUGGUAAAUGGGCGAUGUUCAAAACAUUUUCCUAAGAGAUUUGUUGAGUGUUCUACAUUUGAUGACGAUGGUUAUCCGAUAUAUAGACAGAGAGACAACGGCAGUAUAGUUACAAAGAACGGGAUCGCGUUGGACAACAGAUAUGUGGUACCGUACAAUAGACAUUUAUUACUUAAGUACAAGGCUCAUAUAAAUGUCGAGUGGUGCAACCAGUCACGCUCAAUCAAGUACCUGUUCAAGUAUGUUAACAAGGGUCAUGAUCGGGUAACUGCCGAAUUCUACAAAAGAAGCAAUGAUGAAGGGAAUGAAAAAGUCAUAGAUGAGAUUAAUAUGUACUAUGACUGUAGGUACAUAUCCCCAUGUGAAGCGGUUUGGCGUUUGUUUGGUUUUGAUAUACAGCUUAGGGCUCCUUCAGUGGAAAGGUUAAGCUUUCACCUUCCUAAUCAACAGAGUAUGGUCUUUACAGAUGAUGAUCCUGUUGAGAACAUUGUUAAUAAACCCACUAUAGCACAGAGCAUGUUCAUGGAAUGGUUUGAAGCUAAUAAUACAUUCCCAGAUGCAAGAGAGCUUACUUAUGUUGAGAUGCCAACAAGAUUCAUUUAUGCAGAUAUCAGGACUGUCAACGGUGUCCACUAUGCCUCAUUUCGAGAUGCGUGUUAUGCAAGAGGUUUAGUUGAUGAUGAUAACGAAUAUGUUGAUGCAAUAGAUGAAGCCAGUCAUUGGGCGUCAGGAGAUCAGUUGAGGAGAUUAUUUGUUACAUUGCUAAUGAGCAGUUGCAUGGGUAAACCGGAAACAGUUUGGAAUGCUGUGUGGCCACAAUUGUCUGAUGAUGCACAAUUCCAGGUCCGCAAACAAUUGCACAAUAGAGAUUUUGUGUUGAUUGAAUCUCACAAGAUGAACUUUGCUUUAGUGGAGAUUGAAAAGCUGUUAUCAAUUCAUGGUAAGAGUUUGAAGGACUAUCCUGAAAUGCCAACGGCAAAUUUUGCGGCUUUGAUGUUAUAUCAAACAGGCUUAUACAAGAAGAAUUAUCAUGACUGUGUAGAUCAGGAAAAAGAGAACCAGGAAUUGGUAAGGCAGUUAACAAAAGAGCAAAAGGUCAUAUACAAUGAGGUGUUAACCGAUAUUGAUCGCCAAGCUGGCGGGUUAUUCUUCGUUUAUGGUUAUGGAGGGACUGGUAAGACGUUUUUGUGGCGAGCAUUGUCCUCCGCUUUAAGGUCUCAGAGGGAAAUAGUGUUAAAUGUUGCAUCUAGCGGCAUAGCUUCGCUUUUAUUACCAGGUGGAAGAACUGCACAUUCUCAGUUUGCCAUACCGAUAUAUGUUAAUGAAGAUUCCACUUGCAACAUAAGUCACGGCAGUCCAUUAGCAGAGCUUAUUGUGCGAAGCAAGCAGAUUCUACCAGUAAUUUCGAAGGGUACCAGACAGGAUAUUAUUCGGGCAAGCAUUAGUUCCUCAUAUCUUUGGAAAUCCUGCAAAGUAUUUAGGCUAACUAAGAAUCUACGCCUAAGAAGUGUACAAUCACAAAUCGAGGGUAAAGAGAUUGAGGAGUUUGCAAAAUGGAUAGCUAAUAUAGGUGACAGAACUGUUGGUAAUUCAAGUGAUGGUGAGUCAGAUAUUACAGUUCCAGAACAUUUAUUGCUGAAGUGCGAGGAUGACCCUAUUGCUACAAUUGUUGAUAGCACCUUCCCUCAUUUUAGGCUGGGGAUUGGCGAUCUGUCAUAUCUUAAUGAUAGUGCUAUUUUGGCUCCAACAUUGGAUGUGGUAGAUAGUAUUAACCAAUACAUGAAUGAUCAUAAUCCGGCUGAGGGUAAGACUUACUUGAGUUAUGAUUCUGUUUGUAAGUCAGAUUCAAAUGUUGAUAUGUUAGCAGAUUUGCACACUCCCGAAUUCUUGAAUAGCCUGAGAUGUUUUGGAGUACCAAAUCAUGCUUUGACAUUGAAAGUUGGGUCACCUGUUAUACUCUUGAGAAAUAUUGAUCACACACUAGGAUUAUGCAACGGUACAAGGUUGAUUGUUACUAGCAACAACUUAGAGUCUGGAAGAGCAAGAAUUGCGCUAGUCAAAUGUAAAUUUCUUUACAAAGAAUACAAUCAGGCAAGGAAAAUCGACCAAAUCCGAAAGAAAGAGCAAAGGUUUUAA